Ciona intestinalis (vase tunicate) is the source of this 2408-nucleotide messenger RNA. The record is from RefSeq and is a predicted model, not a curated record. Lineage: Eukaryota; Metazoa; Chordata; Ascidiacea; Phlebobranchia; Cionidae.
UUUGUGAAUAAUUUUAAUUUCACAAAACGAGAUAUUUAACUUUUAAAGUACCAUUUAGUCUAUUUCUGAAUUUUACAUUUUGACGUUUUAAUAGAAAUAGUAUACUCCAUGGUUGAGGUUGGAAACCAGCAACGCCACUUUGUUUACAAACAGUUUUUCUUUUAUUUUCAUUUUUAAAUUAUUACCUUUUAAAUAUCGCCCUAAUUGUUCAUGAUUCUUAAGACUUGUCAGUAUGCUUAGUAUGAGAAUAACUGUGGCGUAAAUAACUCAGGAAAACUUACUUUUACGUGCAAAAUCGUGAAAUACAGCAGUGAACAAAAAUCUACGUAAUUACGAAUUUUAAAAGUUCUUUUGAAAUGCCGUCCAAAAAUUCGUCGGAUAAAUUGAAACGACCACCAUCGCCUUACAGUGCAUCUAGUUCACCAAGAGUUUCUCCUCAAAAAACAAAGAUGUGGAGGUCUCUUAAUGGUCCAGGUACAAAACAUCAGAAUCAUGUGGUUGCAGAAACUACCAGAGAAAUGUGGCUCAAAUCUUUAAGACUCGGUACAGUGGAAGCAAAAUCUUAUUCAAGAGAUGAAACGUACAAGCGUAAAACAGUUGAGGAAACAUGGGUAUCUUCGUUUAGAAACAACAAUAAUAAAAACAUGAGACAGAACCCUAUAAAAGCGGUGCAUGGUUUGAACGGAACAAAUGAAAACGUCAAUCUUGCUCUUGCAAGCUCCUCAGAAUAUCUGAGGGAACAACUGGGUUUUACGGGGGGAGGCCACAAAAGGAGUGGCAGCUGGGGGUCGCGGCCCCAGGGGUCACGGCCUGGGACACCACGGUACAAGCCACAGGAAGAAAUGUAUGAAGAAAUAAUUCAGUUAAAGAAGACUAUUUCGUCGCAAAAAGGCGAAUAUGACAAUCUAAAAUCGAAAGUUCGAAGAUUAGAAGAAGAAAAUUUAAGAAAGGACAAAUCAAUUGACCAACUACUAGAACACGCUUUGGCUGUCGAAUCUGGAAAAUCGAAACCCGGAGGUGAAAAAGUUGUUCUUGUGACAAUGAAGCAAAAACAGAUGAAGUUGGAGAAGAAGAUGCAGGAAAAGGAGGAUGAACUCCAGGCUUCUAAGGAGAGGAUUAAGACACUAAGGAGCAAAGCAAAGGCUGCAAAAGCUUCAUAUUUAGAUGAGGUAAUGAGGCUUCAGGACGCUUUAAAAAAGGAAAACGCCGAAAAUUUUGAGGCAGAUGAAGAAGGAAUGACGAAAUCGGAAAAAUUGAGCGCUUUACGUCGCUCGGUUGUAAAAUUAACGUCCGAAAACACCCAACUGCAAAAAGACAAUCACUGCUUAAGGCGUGACUUGGAACAAGCAAUAGAUGGCAAUAUGAUUGAUGACGAUUCAGAAGAUAAAAGUGAAAUAAAAUACAGUGCACUAAACAGAAUGGAAUUGGUGACUCUCAUCAAAAAGUUAAAAUCUGGUGAAAAAAUAAAGAUUGAUGAGGAGCAGGAUCGUUUCCAGGAAGAGCAGGAUCGACUUAAGAAAGUUCUCCGGAGGCUCAAAGAGGAGAAGAACGAGCUACGGAAUGAAAACAGCGAGCAAUUACUUAAAAUUGAAAAGCUGGAAGAAUCAAUUGAAAAAACAAAAGAAGAAAAUAACGAUUUGUUGAAACAGUUAAAGUUAAAAUCUACAGAAGAAAACAGACAAGAAAUUUUGCGAAAGAGAAGGUCUGAUGCACGCCGUCAAGAAGCAGCGCAAGCAAUCGAGCGCAAACACCUUGAAAUUAAACGAGAAAAGGCGGCAACUUCAAUACAGAGGCAUUGGAAGAAACAUAGGAAUAGAAUGGAAGAGGAAGAAGAAGAAUCCGUCUCCUUCCUCCAAUCCGCCUUCAGGGGUCAUCUUGCUCGUGAGGACUUCGUGAAGAGCGGAUCCUCCAGACCAACAUCCGCAUCCGGAAGAAGAUCAAGACCUACAACUCCGAGAAGCGUUUCAAGCCUUGGAACAUUGGAAGAGGUGGAGGACUUAGGAGAUGACAGUUUAGAUGAGGAAAACCUCAGUAAUCUACAAGCGGCAAUGCGGGGACAUAUUGCACGUGAAGAUUUUGUGACCCGGGAUAAAAUAAUAAAAGCAAGUUCAAGACCGUCAACUGCUGGAAGUUCGUCAAGUAGAAGAAAAUAUUCUUCUCAACAGUCACAUGACUACACGCUUGACUGAGCGCGUGGGAUUUAUUUUUGUUUCCAAUUUAAUCUUCAUAUGCCUACCUUUAAUAAUAAUGUCAACCUAAAAAUUCAACUGUUACUCGUUUUUUCGCUAAAAUUUAACUAUGUUGUGAAAAAUCGUGCUGUAUAUGAGUACACUGUGCACGGAGCAUUUUAUCCGCUCGACAUAGAGCAUAGGGUGUUUUUUAUGGAUGUUUUUCAUACAUCCAUAUAC